Molecule: messenger RNA, 939 nt
Organism: Fusarium subglutinans
Lineage: Eukaryota; Fungi; Ascomycota; Sordariomycetes; Hypocreales; Nectriaceae
Product: actin-related 2-3 complex subunit 2
Exons: 5
Coding region: 1-939 (312 amino acids)
Biological process (GO): Arp2/3 complex-mediated actin nucleation; actin filament polymerization
Cellular component (GO): Arp2/3 protein complex; actin cytoskeleton
Molecular function (GO): actin filament binding; structural constituent of cytoskeleton
Source: RefSeq, a predicted model, not a curated record
AUGCUUCUGCUAGACUACCAAAAUGUGCUUAUUCAGUCCGUUCUGACGGAGCGUUUCUCAGGGUUGUACGUCAGAGCCCCUCCCGCCUCUAUUGACCAGACGGUCAGCGACUUUGAUGGCGUUACGUUCCAUAUCUCGACACCCGAGUCUAAGACCCAGAUCCUUCUUUCGAUCCAAAUACGAUGUUUCCCCGACCUUGUCAAGUAUGGAGCUGAGGAAGUUCUCCAACGAGAGUAUGGCGACUACAUGACAUCGGUUGAGCCGGGCUUCGACUUCUCUGUUCUUGUGGAUUUGGAGAACCUCCCGGAAUCAAAGGAGGAACGCAAUGAGCUGGCACUCAAAUUCGCUCUCCUGAAGCGCAACGCUAUGGCCGCACCAUUCGAGCAAGCUUACAAGGAGCAUUACGCAUUGAAGGAGGAGGCUUCCAAGUUUACUUCCGAAGAAGCUCCUCAGGGCGUUCAAGAGGGAGGCGAAGUUAAGGCAAUUCACUACCGAGAGGAGGAGGCAAUCUACGUCAAGGCCAGCCAUGACCGCGUCACCGUCAUCUUUAGCACCGUCUUUCGCGAAGAAACCGAUCGAGUAUUUGGGAAGGUGUUCAUCCAAGAAUUCGUCGAUGCUCGAAGAAGAGCGAUUCAAAAUGCCCCCCAGGUCUUGUUCAGGAACGACGCCCCUCUCGAGCUACAGAGUGUCCCGGGGGUCCAAGACACUGGGUCUGGAGAUAUUGGUUAUGUGACUUUUGUCCUCUUCCCUCGGCACCUAACUCCUCAGCGCAUGACCGAGGUCAUCUCUCACAUUCAGACCUUCCGCGAUUACUUCCAUUACCAUAUCAAGGCUUCAAAAGCUUAUAUUCACUCGCUGCUGCGCCGUGCUCGCCCCGAGAACGAGGAGAAGGAGAGAAAGACUGCCAGUGGCAGAACUUUCAAGGUGCAAGGAAACUAA